Molecule: messenger RNA, 1261 nt
Organism: Brassica oleracea var. oleracea
Lineage: Eukaryota; Viridiplantae; Streptophyta; Magnoliopsida; Brassicales; Brassicaceae
Product: CTD small phosphatase-like protein
Exons: 6
Coding region: 117-1004 (295 amino acids)
Molecular function (GO): phosphoprotein phosphatase activity
Source: RefSeq, a predicted model, not a curated record
AAAUUAAAACAACAUUCCAGAGAUAACAAAAAUCAAAGGAAGAAGAAGAAAACCCAAGGGAAAGGUUUGAUUUCUUCCUUUCUUCUUCACCUUUAGAUUCCAACCUCCGCCGAUUCAUGGCCGAGUUGACUCAGGCGGAUGUCGUUUACUCUCGUCGGUCGCUUCAACUGUGGAAGACUCUGGUGAACUGCCUCGCCUUCUUCUACCAGAUCUUCCUCCAGAUCCUCCGCGCCGUCGGAUACCAUCCUCUCCUCUCUUCCUCCGCCGAUGGUUUCAAACCCUUACCGAACAUCGAACUGCUCGAAACGGUGGCGGAUUCUCCCGCCUCCGUGGAAAUCGAGUCCUCAAUCGAAGUCGAACGCAGCCGAUUCCAGAGACUCAAGGUAGUUCUCGACUUGGACGAGACGUUAGUCUGUGCAUAUGAGACUUCUAGUCUACCUGCUGCUUUGCGUAAUCAAGCCAUUGACGCUGGAUUAAACUGGUUCGAGCUUGAGUGCUUGUCAUCAGACAAGGAAGUUAAUGGGAAACCUAAGAUCAAUUAUGUCACGGUCUUUGAGCGUCCAGGAUUGCACGACUUCUUAGAGCAACUUAGCCACUUUGCAGAUCUUGUUCUCUUCACCGCUGGUCUUGAAGGGUAUGCGAGACCACUUGUGGACAGGAUAGAUACCAGGAAAGUACUCAGCAACCGACUUUAUCGACCUUCAACAGUCAGCACGCAAUACAGAGAUCACGUGAAAGAUCUGUUAAGCACAUCAAAGAAUAUGUCUAGGACUGUGAUUGUUGACAACAAUCCUUUCAGCUUCUUAUUGCAACCAUCAAAUGGGAUUCCAUGUGUUGCCUUUUCCGCUGGGCAGCCAAAUGACACUCAGCUUUUGGACGUUAUACUUCCACUUCUUAAGCAACUUUCAGAGGAAGAAGAUGUAAGACGGACACUUUAUGAUCGGUUCCACAUGCCUGAAUGGUUUCAGAAGCAAGGCAUACCAACUUCGUGCUGGAAUCCAUGAACUGAUUAAGCAGAAACUAAUGGAUAUAUAUCAGAAAUCUUUGGUCCACUCAAUAAGGCAAAGGACUUGGUUGGUACAGUAUUUUCAGCAAUGAAAACGUGAGGAGAAGGAAGGCACAUAAAAUUACCAUUUGUACUGUUUAUAUUCUAUGGUAGAAGGUUCCUUUUAGUGAUCUGUUACACAUUCUUGGUUUCAUGUAAUUUCUCUAGCUUUCUUUGUAAUAUUGGUUAAUAAUCAAAGCAUUAAUUUUCUUUUAA